UGAAUUAUUGAAAAACAUUGGAAGAAGAUGAUGCACUAUUAUGUUGUUCUUUCUGUUUCAGGCGCAUUUUGCCUGCUUCUCUUUCUUUCUUCUCCGCUCCUUGUUAUCUCACAAAACAAGUCCGAAAUGCAGCACUCUUAUCUCUAUACAAGAUGCUCAGAAAGAUUUAAUUCUAGUCUUCGGUUCGAGAACAACCUUUACCACCUUCUUAUCCAGCGGCUUUAUGGCCAAGGAAGUAUCUAUGGUUUCUUUAACGAUACGGUUGGGGAAAAUCAAGACAAGGUUUAUGGCCUUUUCCUCUGUAGAGGUGAUGUCCAACCCAAUUUCUGUGAAAGCUGCAUUGACUUAGCAACCGCUAAGAUCGUAGAGGAUUGCGCUGGUGACAAAGAGGCGAUCAUAUAUUAUGAUGCAUGCCUGGUGCGCUUUUCCAAUAGAUCUUUCUUCUCUAUCAUGGAGCUAUCACCUUCUUUUGGUAUGUAUAAUCGUGCAAAUGCAACGGACAUUGACAAAUUUGAAACUAAUCUGCUCGAGACUUUCGCCAAUCUGAUCACGAAGAUUUCAAAUGUUUCUAACUACAUGUAUGCAACUACAGAAGUUAGUGUUUCAAAUUCCACGAAGCUGUAUGGACUUGCUCAAUGCACCCCUGAUUUGUCAGUUGCCGAUUGUCAAUCUUGUCUACGUAGCUCAAUAGCUAAAAUCCUAUCUUUAGCGACUGGAAGAAAAGGUGCGAGAGUUUUCCUACCAAGCUGUAGCAUCAGGUAUGAGAUAUAUCCAUUUUAUGGAAAACCUCGAGACGAAUCAACAAACACUACGAUAAUCAAGAGUCCUGGAGUUGAAUCAGAAGCACCCCUUCCUUCAAGUGGGGUGAGAUCCAUGGAGUUCCCUUCGAUUCAGUUAGAUAUAUUACAAACAGCAACAAAACAAUUUUGUGAUGAAAAUAAAGUUGGAGAAGGUGGAUUUGGCCCUGUGUACAAGGGCAAAUUGGCAGAUGGAAAAGAAAUUGCAGUUAAAAGGCUCUCUAGAACUUCUGGGCAAGGGUUACUUGAGUUCAAGAAUGAAGUCAUGUUAAUUGCCAGACUACAACAUAGAAAUCUUGUGAGACUCCUGGGCUGCUGCUUGGAGCAAAACGAAAAACUGCUUGUUUAUGAAUACAUGCCCAAUAAAAGCCUUGAUGUGUUCCUCUUUGAUUCAAGCAUUGGUGUGCAACUGGAUUGGCAGAAGCGUCUUAGCAUUAUUAAUGGCAUUGCCCGAGGCAUCCUGUAUUUACAUGAGGAUUCUCGUCUUAGAAUUAUUCAUAGGGAUCUUAAAGCUAGCAAUGUUUUGCUAGAUCACGAGAUGAACCCAAAGAUAUCAGAUUUUGGAAUGGCUAGAAUUUUUUGUGGAAAUCAAAAUGAAGCAAAUACAGACAGAGUGGUUGGAACAUAUGGAUACAUGGCACCAGAGUAUGCUAUGGAAGGACUUUUUUCGGUCAAAUCCGAUGUUUUCAGUUUCGGAGUCCUCUUACUGGAGAUAAUAAGCGGCAAAAGGAACAAUGGCUUUCAUCUUUCGGAGCGUGGUGAAAGCCUCCUAACCUUUGCAUGGAAACUAUGGUCUAAAGGUCAAGGAAUGGAGCUAAUAGAUCCGCUCCUUGUUCAGUCGUGUGUUCCCACUCAGGUUCUUAAAUGCAUCCGUAUCGGGCUGUUGUGCCUGCAAGAAGACCCAGCAGACAGACCUACCAUGUCAUCUGUGAUUGUCAUGUUGGCAAACGAGACCAUAACACUUCCUCUACCAGCAGAACCUGCAUUUUCUGUUGGACGUGUUGUUGCAGAACCAACUCAAUCCACUUCAAGUGAUAGAAUCUGUUCUGUUAAUGAGGUUACAAUUUCAAAUAUGUCACCUCGGUGAUUGAUUAGUGGCUGCAUCUUUCUUUAUUUCACUGAACACUUAUUAAGCCUU
Durio zibethinus is the source of this 1935-nucleotide messenger RNA. Its product is annotated as cysteine-rich receptor-like protein kinase 10. Gene Ontology annotation, molecular function: ATP binding; protein serine/threonine kinase activity. The record is from RefSeq and is a predicted model, not a curated record. NCBI's taxonomy places the organism in Eukaryota, Viridiplantae, Streptophyta, Magnoliopsida, Malvales, Malvaceae. Gene Ontology annotation, biological process: protein phosphorylation. Gene Ontology annotation, cellular component: plasma membrane.